GUGGUAUACUUAGAAAUAUGGCUAUCCAACAAUCUUUGCUAGACAAGCCUCGAAAUUCUAUUUCCAAAACAAUCUGUUUAGUCUUUUCUGUAGCUGCUGUCAUAUGUUCAUCAGCCUUUGUUGGUUCCUAUCUCAUCAAAUCCAGUUCCUUCCUUAACCAGUCCCCUCUUCAACAUCUCUGUCGCCAUGCACUUGAUAAUCCAUCAUGCUUAGCACAUGUCUCAGAAGUGGCUCAAGAUCCCAUCUUGACCACCACAAAAGACUACAACUUGAAUUUGUUCCACUCUUUCUUAAUGAAAUCCACCUCACACAUUCAGAGAGUUAUGAACACAGCCAGUUCCAUCAAACUCAGGAUUAACGAUCCCCGAGAGGAAGCAGCUUUGAACGACUGUGUGGAGCUAAUGGACUUAUCCAUCAACAGAGUUUGGGAUUCGAUGGUGACUCUAACAAAAGAAACCGAUGAGUCACAGCAGGAUGCACACACAUGGCUAAGUAGCGUGCUCACUAACCAUGCAACUUGUUUGGAUGGGUUAGAGGGGACAGCUAGAACCCUUAUGCAGGAUGAACUCGAGAACUUGAAAUCCAGAGCGAAAACCAUUCUGGCCAUGUUCCUUGCUGUUUUGCCUCAGAGGGUUGAACCAAUCAUUGAUGAACCACCGAACGGGGAGUUUCCCUCAUGGUUGAGCAGCAAGGAUAGGAAGCUUUUGGAGUCCAGUGCUUUGAACAUCAAUGCCAACGUUGUCGUGGCCAAGGACGGGAGUGGCAAGUUUAAGACUGUGGCUCAGGCUGUGGCAUCUGCACCUGAUAACGGGAAGACAAGGUAUGUUAUUUACGUGAAAAAGGGAACAUAUGAAGAGAAUGUUGAAAUCAGUAGUAAGAAGACGAACGUGAUGCUGGUUGGAGAUGGUAAGGAUGUAACUAUAAUUACUGGCAGCUUGAAUUAUAUUGACGGAACGACCACGUUUAAGUCCGCCACUGUAGCUGCUGUGGGGGAUGGAUUUAUAGGUCAAGACAUAUGGUUCCAGAACACUGCAGGUCCACAGAAGCACCAAGCAGUGGCUCUUCGAGUAGGUGCGGAUCGAUCCGUCAUAAACCGAUGCCGCAUCGAUGCCUUCCAAGACACUCUCUAUGCCCACUCUAACAGGCAGUUUUACAGAGACUCCUAUAUCACUGGCACCGUUGAUUUUAUAUUUGGAAAUGCAGCGGUUGUGUUUCAAAAGUGCAACAUUGCGGCCAGAAAGCCCAUGAGUAACCAGAACAACAUGGUGACAGCCCAGGGACGGGAAGAUCCAAACCAGAACACAGGAACUUCGAUUCAACAAUGUAACAUAAUACCAAGUUCGGAUCUGAAGCCUGUGGUAGGGUCCAUCAAGACUUUCCUAGGCCGGCCAUGGAAGAAGUACUCGAGAACCGUUGUGAUGCAGUCCACAAUAGAGAGUCAUGUUGACCCAACAGGAUGGGCAGAGUGGAAUGCCGAUAGUAAGGACUUUUUGAACACGUUGUAUUAUGGGGAGUACAUGAACAAAGGAGCAGGUGCUGGUACCAGCAAGAGAGUGAAGUGGCCUGGUUACCAUAUCAUCACAAGUGCAGCAGAAGCUAGCAAGUUCACGGUAACACAGCUUAUUCAAGGAAAUGUUUGGCUGAAGAACACCGGGGUCAACUACAUUGAAGGCCUCUAAAAUGAAGUCUUUAGUAUGUGCGACCCGUCUAAGGUUUGGACAUCUGGGGUUGUACGAAGUUUCGGUGAAUGUACGAUGUUAUGUUUCAUCUAAAAUAAAAUUUCUUUGUCUGGGA
Vigna angularis (adzuki bean) is the source of this 1794-nucleotide messenger RNA. Its product is annotated as pectinesterase. Gene Ontology annotation, molecular function: pectinesterase inhibitor activity; pectinesterase activity. Gene Ontology annotation, biological process: cell wall modification. NCBI's taxonomy places the organism in Eukaryota, Viridiplantae, Streptophyta, Magnoliopsida, Fabales, Fabaceae. The record is from RefSeq and is a predicted model, not a curated record. The coding region runs from base 18 to 1679 and encodes 553 amino acids. The transcript is spliced from 2 exons.